Messenger RNA from Rhinocladiella mackenziei CBS 650.93, 966 nucleotides. RefSeq lists its product as uncharacterized. The coding region runs from base 1 to 966 and encodes 321 amino acids. The record is from RefSeq and is a predicted model, not a curated record. The transcript has 3 exons. Lineage: Eukaryota; Fungi; Ascomycota; Eurotiomycetes; Chaetothyriales; Herpotrichiellaceae.
AUGAGAAUAUUCACCGCCAUAUCACAGAAGUUGGUUUGCCGGUCAGCGGAAGAAGAAAGUCGAACACUCGUGCACGCCGCAGAAGGGGCCGAUGAGACACAUGGGCAAUACCUGGAUGACUGCCGAGUGGGAAUAGAGUCAAAGUUGGUCCUGAGUGAAGAGGGCAAGCAGGCGCAGAAGCAGAUGUGGACUGAAUAUCUGAAGGCGUGCUUCAAGGUGGCAACACGGGGCCUAGGCAGCAGUGCAUUUGACUUCGAAAAGAUAUCGGAUCAAGUCGAUUUCAACCGGUACCACAGCCGGCGAGACUCCUCGCUGAGUCUGACGGACUUGUUUGCUUACAACCUCGCCUGGGUAAAGCAAACGUCCGAUGAAGCCAUAGAAGCUGUAGAAGGUGGACUGGUCCCAAAAUCGAACCGUUUUUGGGCAAUGGCUACAUGGACCAAACACGACUGGGAUUGGAUUUCGGUGUUGCUGAAUUCUGAGGAUGCUGCCAUCGACGAAUAUCGUUCGAUCGUUCACCCGACAGGUUGCCAUGUAUAUGGUACUAAAUAUGAGCUUCGAGAGGCCGCCCGCAUACUAAAGAUCAAUCACCGCGACCUCGAGUUCGAAGUCCAUACCUACGCAGCUCGCCGUCAUUUUCGAGAUCUGGGAAUCCAUGACUAUGCCGAAAGUGGAGAAUUUGACCUAGCCGCUAAAAUUCUCGCCGCUCUACGUCACAAAGUCAUUUCCUACGAGUUCAUCUCCGCUGAAAAUCGCCGCCGCCUGAGAGUGGCCAUCGAGGCCUUCCAGAACGAAUGGUUCGAACGAAUUUCUUACUCUCCAUACGACCAAUAUCGUCGCUUGCCAGUGUACACCCUGACGGAGAAAGCCAAGGGCAGAGUCGAGAAGAAAUUGGACAAGCUGCAGGAAUUGGAAGAGGAAGAAGAGGAAUCGGAGCCGUCCCAAUCCUAUGUGAAAGCCUCCUAG